ACCAUUUAUCCAUUGGCGACACGUAGUCGCUGUAGACGUCACAGUACGUGUUCCUCUUGCUUACGCUCGUCCCAAUACCCGUCGUAGAAAGCAGCAAUCGCCGCGUCGUGGGCUCACGUCGAACGGCCGGAGUAUAGAUCAUGCCGUCGCCGCCGUACGACAAUCUUCAGCGAAGUCAUCGACGUGUUGCUGUCGUCGCAGAGACGUAUGCCCGUGACCCCCACACACAAGCACUCAGUUUACACAAGUACAUUAGUCCACCUGCUAGCGCUUUGCAAAACCCCGAGCAAUGCUAGAUAGAUAGGUGCUAGCGAAAAGAUUUACGUGACAUCGAUUGCCACUGUGCGUGGGUUCUGCACAGUUCUAGUGUUUUUUUUUUCUUUUUUACGCCAUUGCGAACUUCGUAUUGUUCUUGUGCUGAAGUAAAGUGGGUACCUAGCUUAGCUUGCAUCGCCUUAUUGCCAAUCGGGUGCGCCUCAAAAUUAUCCCUACGUGUCUACAUAUUCAUUUCUAGUGCAACACCACACGACGCUGGCAGUGGCAGCGCAACCUUACUGAUAGGAACAACAGCGUAUAAGCAGCUGCAGGCCUCUGGUGAUCAGACCAGUACAAUGUUUGCGAUAGCAUGCCGCACUUUCAAUGUUCCAAAAGGAUACAUGACGUGCCCGAAGAAAAUAUCACGCAAGAAAAUUGUCAAGGUAGCUUGCAUCACGUGAAUGCUUGGCUCGUGUCAAAGACAGCCGGCUGUCUCACUAAACAGUAAAAAAGUCACACAUCUGAAAAAGAAAAAAGAAAACAAAGUGAUAGGAAAUAUAGUAUGCCGCUACGGCUGUCUUGCUCUAUGUAGCCCGAAGUUAAACCAUUGCAUGUGGCCAAGCCAACUGUAACGAUGCCAGUGCUUCCCGUCCUUUAUUAUUGAGCGCCAAAUAGACAAUCUCCCUUCAUCAUUUUCAUGAGCAAAGAAAAGCAUUGCUUCUAUAAGGUGGCUUGCCAGCAGGCCCGGCAACGUAUUCCACUGAGCUGUCGUCCUCGCUUUACCCAACCAGCGCAGAUAGCGAAAGCGGCAGGAUCUGGGCCGUCGUGGGCGUCUUCCUCGUCAUUUGCCUGAUCUUCGGCCUCAUCGUCGUUGUCUUAUUCGCCAUUCAACCCGAAGACGAUGACAUCGCUGAGGAAGUCGCCGGCAGAUCUGGAGCGGCGGCCGUUACCAUUCCAGCUGCCCCGAACCAUACGCUCGCUACGAUUCCGGAGCGUCGCGUCAGUCCCACACCGAGAAGGGUUCCCACACCUAGAACGACUGCGACGAGCGCUACGCCACCGGCAAUGAUGACGUUGCCCAGGAGAACAACCCCCACGGCCACUCCGGCAACGACGACGUCUCAGCCUCCUCCGCUGCUCUGCUCUGUCGGCUCGCCGGCAGCAGCCAUCCACCCGCUGUACCCGCCGGACAGGUCGUGCGACAUCGUCUUCUUCACGCACGUGCGGGUCAAGAACAACACGGUGCAGCCAGUGCUUGGCAAGAUCAUCUUUCCGACGUUCAAGAACGUCUGCGCCACAUACAGGGACACCACCUGCGGCCUGUCCUUCGACGUGAACUUCCUCGACCAUACCCAGUUUUCCGUCACGGACUUGCUGGAUCAUCUGGCGGAGCUGAAGAGAGCGUCACGUAUCAACCACUACGGCGUCCUCAACAUCUACGGGCCCCCGACCUUCGUCGAAAACAUCGGCAUCUCGACUGACUUGAAGGACAUAAUCAGAGCCUUUCGGAGUGUCCUAGGAGACGACAGGAAAAGCCAUAUGACCGUCGUCGGCGUCGGUUUCUUCUUCUACAACGACACAAACUCUUGGAAAAACUUGGCUGACAUUGUCGAGCAAGUCGCCUCGGACGACGUGGACGUUGUGGUGGUAAUCACCACUGUUCUGUCACAACCCGAUCGGCGGCAGUGCCUUACGCUGCCGAUCAACGUGAUAGACAGCAAGAAUCCUUUCGUACCAACAUUGGAGGCGGCAUCCCCCAUGAUCACGGCAGGAUUCGCGAGGCCCUCGCUAGUCGUGGCCUUCGCUCUCCAGAUGGGCGUCGUGUACUACACCAUGGACAAGGAGUACGACCUGCCGAUAUCUGCCUCGUACCAGCCAUGCACUGGGUUCAGCCUGACGGACUACUCCCAGGCAGGCUUAAUGCCCUUACUGCUUCUCCAGUGA
Dermacentor andersoni is the source of this 2199-nucleotide messenger RNA. Lineage: Eukaryota; Metazoa; Arthropoda; Arachnida; Ixodida; Ixodidae. The record is from RefSeq and is a predicted model, not a curated record.